AUGUUCUUUCUUUCUUUUUCUUUCUUUCUUUAUUUCUUUUGUUCUUUUUCAUUCUUUCUUCGUUCCUUUUUAUCCGUGUUUCUUUCUUUUUCUAUCUUCGUUCCUUUUUUUCACUUUCUAUUUUCCUUUUCUUUCUUUCUUUCUUUUAUAUUUCCUUUCUUUUUUUUUUUGAUUCUUUCUUUGUCUAUUCUUUUAUAUUUUUAUCUUUCUUUCUUUUUCUGUCUUUCUUUUACUUUCUUCGUUCUUUCUUUUUCAUUUGUCUUUCUUUCUUUCUUUCUUUCAGUCUUUCUAUCAGUUUUUCUUUUAUUCUUUUUCUUUUCCUUCUUUCGUUCAUUCCUAUUUCAGCUUCCUUCUUUAUUUUCUUUCUUUCUUUCUUUCUUUCUUUCUUUUUCUCCUUGUUCUCUAUCUCCUUUUUCUUUACAUCACCUUUCUUUCUCGUUCCCCUCACUUCCUUUAUUUAAACAUCUCUCCUUCUAUAUCACUUCGCGUUCUGUAUCCAUUUUUCUUUCUCUUGCUCUUCCCUCUAUUUUGCUUAUUUUUCUUCACCUUUUCUUCUUCUGUCACUCCCUUCUGCAUGUAGUCUUUCUCUAUUACUUUCUCUCCCACCAUAUCUUCUUUCUUUCUUAUUGUCUUUCAUAUACACACACACACAAUCUUUCUCUCUCUCUCCUUGUUUUCCUUCCUCGUUGCUCUCUGUUUUCCAUGAAUAUAUCUUUUCUUUCUUCAUUUUUAACACUAAUAUUUUUCUGCUUCCAUUCGUUUAAACAUCGUUUAAUUUCCCCUCAUUCUUUAUCACUUCUUUCCUCCAAGGUUUCCCUAUUCAAUGUUUUUAGUGUCGUAUUGCUUUUUAUUUGGUUUCCUCACAGGCUUCCCACAGUUCCGAGCUAUCCCCUGGAACGCAGGUUCAGUUCCUUCUAA
Messenger RNA from Acanthosepion pharaonis, 918 nucleotides. Lineage: Eukaryota; Metazoa; Mollusca; Cephalopoda; Sepiida; Sepiidae. The record is from the annotation of a GenBank genome assembly.